GCGGGACCGUGCCGCGCUGCUGGGGCGAGGCUGGCAGCGCUCUGCCGGGAGUUUCCUGCGGGAGCUGAGUACACGACCCUACCUCGCUUGCCAGUGCAUUGGGAAACGGCGUUUCCAGCUGCCUUGGCAAGUCCCGGGGCGCGGACGGGGAAGUGAGAGCGGGAAGUGAGGCAGCUGCCUGUGCCCUGCUCCUCUCCCCCGUGCUGUUUGUGCAGCUGCGGCUCCCGCGGCCCCGGACAGCAAAUCUACACCGUGUAGAUGGAGACAAAUCUACUCGUGUGCGCGAUGGAGACAAGUGCAGAGAGCCAUGACAGCGUAGGCCGGCGGCGAGAGAUGGAUCGGUUCAGCGAGUGCGGGACGCAGACGGACGCCGUGGUGGUGCUGUCCCUGGCACAGGCUGCCGUCCUGGGCCUGGUGUCCGACAAUGAGCUGCUCGGGGCCACCGUCACCCCUGCCGGCUUCUUCCCGGGGCUGGCCGGGGAGCAGCUGGACAGUGCCACCAUGGAGCCCGGGGAGCCCGAGGGUGAGGAGCAGGCACCUGGGGACGGGCAGGACGAGGACGCCCUGGAAGCAGACUCCUCCCUGGAGAAGCAUGCCCGGAGGAGGAAGAGGCCGCCCGUGAGGCUGAUGCCCAAGGUCAAGAGUGAGAAGGCAGAGGUGGAGGCUGAGCCACCAUACAACGUGUCGGUCCCUGGGGAUGAGGAGGGCGAGGGGCAGCAGGGCCCCGCGCCCCAGCCCCCCGAGCCCAGCCAGGAGCCGGCGGUGCAGAGCGGUGCCGUGAAGAUGAUCGACCUGGGCACCUUCAGCAGGAAGCCCCGCCGCCUGCGGCACCUGCGCCGGCAUCGGGAGCUGGAGGGUGCCGAGCGCCGGCGCAGGGGCGCUGACCAGGCCGGCAGCACUGUGGGGGCCCCGCAAACCGUGGGCACCUUCGAGGCGGGCGCCCCGUCCCCUGGGGAGGCGGAGGCCCCUGCGCCGGCAUCCCCCGAGCAGGUGAAGAGCGAGCAGGGCUGUGGCUGGCAGGAGCCGGGGGAGCUGGAGGCGGCCGGCGGCACCAGCGAGCACAGCAGGAAGGCGCAGCUGGACCGGCUGGACAUCAACGUGCAGAUCGACGACUCCUACCUGGUGGAGGCGGGGGACCGCCAGAAGCGCUGGCAGUGCCGCAUGUGCGAGAAGUCCUACACCUCCAAGUACAACCUGGUGACCCACAUCCUGGGCCACAACGGCAUCAAGCCCCACUCCUGCCCACACUGCAACAAGCUGUUCAAGCAGCCCAGCCACCUGCAGACCCACCUGCUGACCCACCAGGGCACACGGCCCCACAAGUGCGGGGUGUGCAGCAAGGCCUUCACGCAGACCAGCCACCUGAAGCGGCACAUGCUGCUGCACACCGACAUCAAGCCCUACAGCUGCCGCUUCUGCGGCCGCGGCUUCGCCUACCCCAGCGAGCUGAAGGCGCACGAGGUGAAGCACGAGAGCGGGCGCUGCCACGUGUGCGUGGAGUGCGGGCUGGACUUCUCCACGCUCACCCAGCUGAAGCGGCACCUGGCCACGCACCAGGGCCCCACGCUCUACCAGUGCCUGGAGUGCAGCAAGUCCUUCCACUACCGCAGCCAGCUGCAGAACCACAUGCUGAAGCACCAGAACGUCCGGCCCUUUGUCUGCACCGAGUGUGGGAUGGAGUUCAGCCAGAUCCACCACCUCAAGCAGCACUCGCUCACGCACAAGCCCUCGUGUGUCCCCAGUGCCUGGGGGUCUGCCGGAGCUCCCCCCCAGCCCACACCUCCCCCCCGGCAGGGCGUGAAGGAGUUCAAGUGCGAGGUGUGCGGGCGGGAGUUCACCCUGCAGGCCAACAUGAAGCGGCACAUGCUGAUCCACACCAGCGUCCGGCCCUACCAGUGCCACAUUUGCUUCAAGACCUUCGUGCAGAAGCAGACGCUCAAGACCCACAUGAUCGUGCACUCUCCGGUGAAGCCGUUCAAGUGCAAGGUCUGUGGGAAGUCCUUCAACCGCAUGUACAACCUGCUGGGGCACAUGCACCUGCACGCCGGCAGCAAGCCCUUCAAGUGCCCCUACUGCUCCAGCAAGUUCAACCUGAAGGGCAACCUCAGCCGGCACAUGAAGGUCAAGCACGGGGUGAUGGACAUCAGCCUGGACAGCCAAGAUGCCAUGAUGGAGCUGGCUGGGGCUGACCACACUGAGCUGGAUGGCCAGCAGGAGAUGGAUGACUUCGAGGAGGAGAACUCUUACAGCUACGGGGCUGUGGGCAACCCCCCUGACGAGCACACGCUGGCUGAGCAGGCCAUGAAGGAGAUGGCCUACUACAACAUGUUGUAGCCCAGGCGGGUGGGUCUGUGGGGGUUUGGUGGGGUUAAGAGGGGCUGCAGCACUCGGCCAGGCGCCCCAGAACUGGAGAGAUGGCUUCCACUGGGCUUGGGGAACACAGGGAUGUCCAGAAGACUUUUCUGGACCUGCCUUGGCUCUGUUGCUGCCCCCCUGCCCCUGCCUGCACCCUGCACCUGGUGACUUGAAGCUGCAGGCAGGGGAGGCAUGACCCAGCAGAUCACUGAAUGAGUAAGGAUGGAAGGGGCUGCUGUGGAGCAAGACGAUGAGCAUCACUAAUUAUUCUACCUCCUGGGUCCCCCCUCUCUGCACAGGGCUCCCCUGACGGGCAGAAGCCCCUGCCCGCAUGAGGAGGUGGGUUUGCAUUUCCCACUCACCCCAGGGCUCCCUGUGUCAGGCCCUGGGAUGCAGAACAGAGUAUUUUCGUAGCUCAGGGUGCAGUCAGCGCCCACAGCUCCGGGUCUGGAGCUGCAGCCAGCAGUGGAUCCGGGGGAGGCAAACCCAGCCCAGCCCCAGCAAAUGAUGGUAUUUUGAAAGUAAUUUAUUUUUUUCAGAUGUGCCGCGUGGUUGGUUUUAUCUUUUCACUGAGUUCAGUUCCCUUCAACCAAUGUGCUUUGUAAA
Taeniopygia guttata (zebra finch) is the source of this 2961-nucleotide messenger RNA. It is a transcript of the gene ZNF710, whose product is annotated as zinc finger protein 710. Gene Ontology annotation, biological process: regulation of transcription by RNA polymerase II. Gene Ontology annotation, cellular component: nucleus. Lineage: Eukaryota; Metazoa; Chordata; Aves; Passeriformes; Estrildidae. The record is from RefSeq and is a predicted model, not a curated record. Gene Ontology annotation, molecular function: RNA polymerase II cis-regulatory region sequence-specific DNA binding; DNA-binding transcription factor activity, RNA polymerase II-specific.